AUGAUAAAUAACUUAAAAUUAAAAAAAUUUUUAAAUAUUUAUAAUUUAAAUUAUAAAUAUCAAUAUAACAAUAAAAUAAAUUUAUAUUUAAUAAGAAAUGGAUUAAAUAAAAAUUUGAUAAAAAAUUUAUCUAAUAAUAUUUAUUUAUAUUUUUUUAUUUACAAAUUUAAAAUAUAUUCUUUAAAAUUUUUAAAUAUGUUUAAAUUACCAGAUUGGUCAUUUUUUGAAUGUCCAAAUAUAAAUUAUGAUAAUAUAAUUUAUUAUUCUUCUAUUUUAAAAGAUAGUAAUUUAUUAUUAUAUUUAAAAACUAAUUUAAAUAUAAAUUUUUUAGAUACUAUUUUAAUUAAAAAUAAUUCUAUUGAUGUUAUUUUUGAUAGUAUAUCAGUAUUACAUACAACACAAUAUUUUUUAAAAAAAUUAGGUAUUAUAUUUUUAUCUUUAUUUGAUGUUGUUUUAAAAUACCCUUUAUUAAUAAAAAAAUAUUUAGGAACUGUAGUUUCUUAUAAAGAUAAUUUUUUUGCAAAUAUUAAUUCAAUUAUUUUUAGUGAAGGAUCUUUUUGUUAUGUUUCUAAAUAUAUAAAAUGUAGUUUUAAUUUAUCAACUUAUUUUAAAACUAAUUCAUAUGAUUUUGCACAAUUUGAACGUACUUUAUUAAUAGCAAGUGAAUUUUCAUAUGUAGGAUAUUUAGAAGGAUGUACAGCUUUAAUGUAUAAAGAAUCACAAUUACAUAUAGCUAUAGUAGAAGUUAUUGUUAAAAAUAAUGGUUAUGUAAAAUAUUAUACAUUACAAAAUUGGUAUAGAGGUGAUUAUUUAGGUAAUGGUGGAUUAUAUAAUUUUACUACUAAACGUGGUAUUUGUUUUCAUUUUUCAAAGUUAGAUUGGAUUCAAAUAGAAUUAGGAUCUAUAAUAACAUGGAAAUACCCUUCUACUAUUUUAAAAGGAAAUUAUUCAAUUAGUAAUUUUUAUUCAAUAUCAUUUUUAUCAGAUAUGCAAAUUGCAGAUACUGGUAGUAAAAUUUAUCAUAUAGGAUCAUAUACUAAAAGUUAUAUAAUUUCAAAAAGUAUAUCUUUAAAUAAAUCAUUAAAUAUUUUUAGAGGAUUAGUAUAUGUUAAACCUAGUUCUUAUAAAUCUUAUAAUUAUACAGAGUGUAGUUCAUUAAUAUUUGGUAAUAGUUCUUUAACAGUAACUAUUCCUUAUAUAAAAAAUUAUAAUAAUACUAGUGUUAUUAAGCAAGAAGCUUUUAUAUCAAAAAUUGAAAUUUUAUAUUUAUUUUUAUUAAUGCAACGUGGAUUAAGUAUUUCAGAUUCUAUUUCAUUAAUAAUUAUGGGAUUUUGUUCUAGUAUUUAUAAUAAACUUCCUUUUGAAUUAAAUUUAGAAAUACCAAUAUUAUUUUCUUUAAAAGUGCAAGAUGUAUUAAAAUAA
Messenger RNA from Plasmodium yoelii, 1422 nucleotides. The record is from the annotation of a RefSeq genome assembly. Lineage: Eukaryota; Apicomplexa; Aconoidasida; Haemosporida; Plasmodiidae.